UCUAAACCAAAUUACACGAAUAAAUUUUAAAAAGGAGAGUUUCACAACUUCUCGAUCCAUGUCAUUUGACUUUUGAUAAUUUGGUUGUAUUUGUGAUCAUUACCCGAGUACGCUUACAUAAAGUAUUGCCGCCGUGUACAAAACAUGGACGACAAUAAUGCGUCAACGUGGAGUUGGGACAUUCAAAAAAUUCCUUGUGCUAGAGAAUCAUUAAUAUUUGGGAUCUCUACUGGCCUAUUUAUUGGAAGUGCUGUGUUUGUUAAGACAAGAAUAAUUCGGAAAUCUUGUGAUUAUGCAGUCGGUUCCUUUGCUGUUCUGUCACUUGCUUCGUGGGAAUUGUGUUCUUAUCAACGAUACAGGAAUCAACAAAAAAUUAAGGAAGCACUGGCUCAGUUAAAUGAAUAUGAAAAAAAGCGGGCCCAAGUUUCAUUUGAUGAUUCUGAAUUAACAAAGACUUGAAAAGGACAGACACUUUUUCGUGUAUAUAGUUAUACAAAGAUAAAUCAUGGGAAUUGAAAUGAAUAUAACUCAAUAAUCAUUAACAAGAGAAUAUUUUCCACAUUUUA
Xenia sp. Carnegie-2017 is the source of this 566-nucleotide messenger RNA. RefSeq names its product cytochrome c oxidase assembly protein COX20, mitochondrial-like. Gene Ontology annotation, cellular component: mitochondrion; mitochondrial inner membrane. The coding region runs from base 145 to 459 and encodes 104 amino acids. Gene Ontology annotation, biological process: mitochondrial respiratory chain complex IV assembly. The transcript is spliced from 4 exons. The record is from RefSeq and is a predicted model, not a curated record. Lineage: Eukaryota; Metazoa; Cnidaria; Anthozoa; Malacalcyonacea; Xeniidae.